Notothenia coriiceps (black rockcod) is the source of this 1784-nucleotide messenger RNA. Its product is annotated as CREB-binding protein-like. The transcript has 11 exons. The annotation marks the transcript as partial. NCBI's taxonomy places the organism in Eukaryota, Metazoa, Chordata, Actinopteri, Perciformes, Nototheniidae. Gene Ontology annotation, cellular component: transcription regulator complex; histone acetyltransferase complex. Gene Ontology annotation, biological process: positive regulation of transcription by RNA polymerase II. The record is from RefSeq and is a predicted model, not a curated record. Gene Ontology annotation, molecular function: histone acetyltransferase activity; chromatin DNA binding; transcription coactivator activity.
ACAACUUUGACACUUGUUGUUUUCUUUGUUCACAAUGCAGCAGCCGCAGCAGCAGGCGACGUUGCUCCCACUGUCCGGCGGCGGGGGUGUGGCGGUCUCAUCGGUGGGCCCCACAGCAGACCCAGAGAAGCGCAAGCUGAUCCAGCAGCAGCUGGUCCUGCUGCUGCACGCUCACAAGUGCCAGCGACGGGAGCAGGCCAAUGGGGAGGUGAGGGCCUGCGCCCUGCCGCACUGCCGCACCAUGAAGAACGUCCUCAACCACAUGACCCACUGCCAGGCCGGGAAGUCCUGCCAGGUGGCACACUGUGCGUCGUCCAGACAGAUCAUCUCGCACUGGAAAAACUGCACGAGACACGACUGUCCUGUCUGCCUGCCGCUGAAGAACGCCAGCGACAAGCGCACCCAGCAAACCAUGCUAGGCUCCCCCAAUGCGAGCCUCCAGAACGCCAUGUCUUCCGUUGGUGUGGGCCAGCCCAGUACUCCCACCAUCAAUACCUCAACCCCCAUAGACCCCAGCUCCAUGCAGAGAGCGUACGAGGCACUUGGGCUGCCCUACAGCAGCCAGACCACUGGGCAAGCCCGGGGGGCCGCGGGCCAGACUGGAGGCACACCCAACACACAGCAACAGCAGCUCCCGCAGAUGAGACCCAUCAAUGCACUUGGUAACCAGAUGGCUCUUGGAGGCGGGACUCUGGGCGUGACCACUUCAGAUCAGACGAACCUGAACACAGACGCCCUCCCCAACACACUCAACACUAACAAUCAGCUGCUGUCAGACGGGUCCUCUGUGGGUUCGCUGGGUAACCUUCCCACAGCAGCACCCAUCUCUGCCACAGGCACCAGGAAAUCCUGGCACGAGCACGUCACUCAGGACCUGAGAAAUCACCUCGUGCACAAACUAGUACAAGCCAUAUUCCCCACGCCUGACCCGGCAGCUUUGAAGGACAGACGAAUGGAGAACCUAGUGGCUUACGCCAGGAAGGUGGAGGGGGACAUGUACGAGUCCGCUAACAGCCGGGAUGAAUACUAUCACUUCCUGGCUGAGAAAAUCUAUAAAAUCCAAAAGGAGCUGGAGGAGAAGCGGCGCUCCAGGCUACAGAAGCAGAUCAUCAACCAGGCUCCUCUGGCCGCCCAGGGGAACCAGCAGCCCGGCCUCCCCCAGCCCAAUGCCUUCAGCCCAAGGCCACAGAAUGGGCCUGUUCCUCUGCCCAACAUGCCAAAUCAAAUCAUGAAUCGCAUGCAGGUUUCACAAGGAAUCAACCAGUUCAACCACCUCGCUCUGCCCAACGCCCAGAUAUCCCAGACACCAAUGGGAGCCCGAGCCGCCUCACCCAUGAACCACCCACAGCAGAUGAACAUGAGCUCCGUCCCAGCAAUGGGCAUGUCCCCCUCCAGGAUGCCCCAGGCUCAGGGCAUGAUAGCGGCACAUGGCGGUGCUAACAUGGUCGGCCAGACGGCUAGCCAGGGACAGUUCCUGGCUCAGACCCAGUUCCCUCCAGGAUCAACUGCAGUCGCUGCAACGGGGGCCUUGAAUGUCACCGUGGGGCCCGGCAUGGGCCAGCCACCUGCACAGGCUGCCGUCACCCAGCAGCAGCAGGGCGCUAACCUCCCCAUGAAUGCACUUGGCCCCUCGAUGGGCUCUCAGCUAGCCUCCUCCCAAACCCCCUUGCACACCACGCCUCCUCCUGCCGCCUCCACGGCUGGGGGGGCCACUAACCUGCCACACCCCCAGCCCUCCAGCCGCAGCUCCACCCCAAACCUCCCUGGCCCCGCCCCAGCCCCGG